This is a messenger RNA of Blastomyces dermatitidis ER-3, 1486 nucleotides long. RefSeq lists its product as uncharacterized. The record is from RefSeq and is a predicted model, not a curated record. Bases 1 to 1026 code for a protein of 341 amino acids. NCBI's taxonomy places the organism in Eukaryota, Fungi, Ascomycota, Eurotiomycetes, Onygenales, Ajellomycetaceae. The transcript has 4 exons.
AUGCAAAGCCUGGGGUAUAACCUGUUUCUGUUAAAAAGAGCUUCUCCUCUAGAGAAGUCGCAGUUCUCUACACUCUUUCGGAGCGUGCUAAUUCCCCAUCUAACCACAAACGAUAAUUCCAUCUCCACUAGCGUCUAUCUAAGAUUCCAACCAGCAAACCCAAAUACGUUGUCAAUACAUACAAUCGAUCAGAUCAAUCGUUCUCACCAAAUCUCACCAAAUCUCACCAAAUCUCACCAAAUAGGCCGUAUCUUCCAACAGAUAUACGGUUAUGGUGAAUGGAAGCUAGUCCGCCCGCUAACUUUGGGGUUCUUCAGCUUGGUUGCCGACAACUUCACCACUGAGAUUAGGCGCGGCACCGUUACGUAUGACAAUGUUGCUGCGUUCCAUUUUGCCAUUGAGGUUGGCGCCGAUGAGAAGAUGGUGCGGGAGGUAUUCGAGUGGAGCAAGUUGAAGAAGGGUAAUGACGACGUUAAGGGGCGCGGAUUCAAACUCGUGCGACUCGGCCCAGGCUCUACGGAUCCUAACCAUGGAAUCGGUUCUUCCUUAUCUCCGCCGGGCGGUGAGAGAGGCCGAAGGUUGAAGGGCAGCGGGGAGCCAAAUGCACUGGGGCAGCGCUGGGCUCUCAUGGUUGUUAUGACUUCGCUGAAGUUAUGGUGGUUGAAUGUGGGUGGCAGUGCGAAUACGACUGUGAUAGGCAAGGGGGAAGAGAUUCAUUACAACCGAUCCGUUCCCACACACUACAUUGCAAAUCGUCAUGAUUUCUGCUGGUACGCUAUCAGUUCCCCAGAUAAACGAAGCCGGUUUCCCCUUCCAGGUCGUUUAUCAAAAGCCAAGAGACCAACGUUGAAGCCCAGUCUCAAAACUCAAGGACCCGCAAUGCUUUAUAUCGUGGGGCCAUCGUUCAUUGUUGAGGGAUUGAGAGAUGGGUACUCGCUCAUCAAUAAUAUUGGAAACAAAGUACAUCCUAUUGGCGGGGUAUGGGGUGAGGCAACAGUUGUACCCAAAAGCAUUGAGGCUUCGUGAGAGGAUUACAAGCCAAUAAAUAGCCGGGGAAAGCAAAGUAUUCCCUGGCCUCCACGAUGCCAUGCUCAUGAAUCUAUGAGUCUGAGAGGAAUGGCCGGGCACUCGGACAUAUAUACGCUGUGAUGAAAAAGAUGCGUGGGAAGCACACAAGCGAGAGAUCGUGUUAGAGCACUGAGUUGGCUCGCCAUUUCAUAAGGGUAAGAUGAAAGAAGAAGCGCCCAAAGCUGCCACGAAACUUGAAACAUAUUUUAGCCAAUCAUCCAAAAAAUCUUGUCAUAUGGUUUAGAAGGGUAUCGGAAAUAAAAGGGUCGUGGGAUGUGGCUAUUCCUCGGCUUCAAGCUUGUAAAUGAGAGGAGACGGGUUUUUAUCCUUUUUGUCUCGUGGAAUAUAUUUGCAGGUAAAGGAAGUAAAAAAACUCUGGAGUAGCAUCAUUAUAAAGACGUGACCAUUUUCUAUUGGA